AUGCUCUGGGAUAUUUUGAUUACAGAAACACCUGCAAACAUCAAUAAUAAUAAUAAUAUUUUAAAUUAGGAUUACCAUGUUAUCCUACUUCAUGAUUGUGGAGGACAGCACUGUGAGAUCUAUGACCUGGAUACAACACUUCCAUUUCCAUGUCCUUUCGAUACUUACUUGAAAGAAGCCUUCAGAUCUGAAGAUCUCAUCAGACCAGCUUUUAGAAGAAAAAUGAGAGUGCUACGAGCAGAUCUGUACCUGAAGACAUUUGCUUCAGAUCGAUCUCAUAUGAAAGAUGUUAAUGGAACGUGGCGUAUGAUUCCUCCACCAUAUCCUUGUAUUCAAACUUCAGAGUCAAAGAUGAACUUGGAUGAUUUUAUCAGUAUGACUCCUACCAUUGGAUGGGGUGAUGUCUAUACCUUUCCAGAAUUUGUCCAACAAUUUGGAAGUUCAAAAUUAUAAUAUUUAAAAGAAAAAAUCUUCAAAGAUUCCAGUUUUUUAGACCUUGCCCUGUGAGAAGACUGCGUAAGAGAGACAUUAAUAUUCCUCCAAAAAGCAGCAUCCUUGGGUAUUUGAAGUUUCCAAAAUCCUCAAAAUGGACAGUAAAGAGUACGAACAAUGACAAAAAAAUGGAGCUGAGUGAGAGGUGGAUACAAAAGAAAAUCAAAUUCAAACUUGAUACUGGAAAUGAUGAUUCUGUCGACCUCACAAAUCAGAAACAUUGCUCAAGAAUGAAUCCUUAACAUAAGAAGGAGAGAAUGUAAUGAACUGUUUGCAAUAGAUACAUGCUUUAUCUUUAUCCGUAGAGCACAUCAUUGAGCAGACUGUUCCUUCUUACUUUAAUAUUGCAAGAGUAAAGAACACCAAUAAUAUCUGAUGAUUGUGGAAUCCUGCAAAAUAUUGUUAAUCCACAAAGCAAAAUAGUUCAAUAAAAUCAUUUUAAGGCUUAAA
Messenger RNA from Chiloscyllium plagiosum (whitespotted bambooshark), 942 nucleotides. The record is from RefSeq and is a predicted model, not a curated record. Lineage: Eukaryota; Metazoa; Chordata; Chondrichthyes; Orectolobiformes; Hemiscylliidae.